Messenger RNA from Naegleria gruberi, 1314 nucleotides. RefSeq lists its product as uncharacterized. Gene Ontology annotation, cellular component: nucleus; cytoplasm. Bases 1 to 1314 code for a protein of 437 amino acids. The record is from RefSeq and is a predicted model, not a curated record. Gene Ontology annotation, molecular function: poly(ADP-ribose) glycohydrolase activity. The transcript has a single exon. Lineage: Eukaryota; Heterolobosea; Eutetramitea; Acrasida; Naegleriidae. Gene Ontology annotation, biological process: regulation of DNA repair; ATP generation from poly-ADP-D-ribose; nucleotide-sugar metabolic process.
AUGUCACAACAAGAACGUUACCUCAUCCUUCCAACCUCACCUAUCGAUCAAGUUUUAAAUUCUGGCAUUGUAAAAUUAUCAGAAAAAGACCAAGAAUUAGAAAGUGUUUCUUUUUGGACCAUUUGUCAAGCUCUAUGCAUUGAUAAUGAUGAUUCAACAUCAUAUUCAUUGACUCAAAUAAUUGAUUUAUUACGUUCCUAUCGGGAAUCUAGUAAUUCUUCAUCAAAUUUUGUAAUUUCCCGAAAGUUUGAUGAGAAUGAGUUGGAAUUAACAUACAUGAAGACAUGUGUUUCUACGCUUGAUUCACUGUGUGAAAGUAAUGGUGAAUUAUUGGAUUGUGUGAAAGGUUUAGUGUUGCUUCUUCCUGAAUUAUUCCCAGAUGGGCAAGUUUUACUAUGUUCAGAAGCUAAUCAGAAGGUAGAGUUGACCAGAUUGCAAAUUGCAACUCUUGUGGCCUGUAUGUUGAUUGGAGCAAUUCAAUAUCCAAAGAAACAAUUAUGUGGAAGAAAGUUUGUUGGAUUUGAGACGAGUUUGAGAGAGUGGACUCACAAGUCGACUCCUUCGAGUGAAACUUAUUUGAAAAUAUUGGCAAAUUAUUUGAGGAGAAUGUUUAGAAUAGUUGAAUUGUCUAAAAGGGAUGAAAGCUAUUCGAAUUUUUUGAAUGAAAAGAUUUCAGUGAGGAGAAUUCGAGUAGAUUCUAAUAAUGUGAAACAAUUGGUUGAAGAAAAUAUGGAAAAAUUAAUUGAAAAGCAAGUAAUGGAAAUUCUACCUUCAAGAAUGGAGCAAAUGUCCACAAGAACUUCAAUUUCUACUGUUUUUGCAAACAAAAUGAUUGGUCCAGGAAGUUACUCAACUCAGGAAGAAUUAUUCUUUGGAAUUUACCCUGAAAUGCUUCCAUUUUCAAUGAUUUGUAAAGAAAUUGAAGCAGAGGAAUGUUUGAUUGUAGAAGGAGUUUAUAGACAAUUGGAAAAUGUCACUGAUUUCACAUUUAAUAGACAUGUUUACUUGAAAGAAUCGAAUGCCUUGAAUGAAUCUCUGAAUUAUUUGCAACCAUUUGGUAGCCCACAAACUCUCCUUUUUAUUGAUGCUAUUCCAUUUGAUACUGAAGUAGAAUUAAAUGAAAGAUCCAACAAGUGUAUCAUGAGAGAAAUAACAAAAGCCUACAGUGCAUUUUCACAAUUCAAUGGUCAAUUAAUCAAUUCAGGACGAUGGGGAUGUGGGGCUUAUGGUGCUACUUUGGAGAUUAAGGUUGCCAUUCAAAAGAUUGUCUCCACACUGACAAGUAAUCGGCUCCUCAUAUGCACUGGGCGAUGA